Paramormyrops kingsleyae is the source of this 6872-nucleotide messenger RNA. It is a transcript of the gene cdk6, whose product is annotated as cyclin dependent kinase 6. Gene Ontology annotation, molecular function: ATP binding; cyclin binding; cyclin-dependent protein serine/threonine kinase activity. Gene Ontology annotation, cellular component: nucleus; cyclin-dependent protein kinase holoenzyme complex; cytoplasm. NCBI's taxonomy places the organism in Eukaryota, Metazoa, Chordata, Actinopteri, Osteoglossiformes, Mormyridae. The record is from RefSeq and is a predicted model, not a curated record. Gene Ontology annotation, biological process: G1/S transition of mitotic cell cycle; protein phosphorylation; signal transduction.
UGUCGGCAGUGAAUCUGCUCUGCAUCGAAUAAGGAACAGAAUUUUUUCUACAUCCCGAUACUCGGCUGUUGCAUUAAAUAAUCUUUAUCAUCAUUAUUUUUUCUUCUUGUUGAUCCCUGUUUUGGAAGCUGACAAUUUUAAAAACGGUCAAGAAUGUUAGAGAAACCAAGGAGACAGAAAGAAAGCAGAACGAGGCGGUUUUGCCUUUGUAGUUAGAGAGGAAUGCGGAAAUGUUCCUGCUCUGUGUCAAACUUCUCUGAAGGGGGUCAAGGCGCAUUCAGCUAGCGUGGGAAAGGGAAAAGGAAUCUGAGCGAACUCUCCAUACUCUGGGACGGGGGAACAGCACUUCGUUCCUUGAGGAGCCUGCGGUAUGGACUGUGAUCUCCGGGAAAACCGAGUUUUUAAAGUACACGAUCUAGUGUGAAAAAAAAAACCGAAAAGCCCUUUUAGUUGAUUUGCUUGAAUAGGUCGUGUUGUGUUUGGUACUGCUGGAGGAUGGGGGUUCCAGCGCGUGCACCAUCCCUCUACCUGUGUGGCCCAGGGCAUAGACAGUGAGGGAUCUGUGAAGUAUUUGCAAACUUCUGCUCGCGAAGAAAGCGCUGGUUUCAUCGCAGAUUGUAAGGACGUGCACAUCGCUGCGGAUUUGGAUUCUUAAUCUAUAUCUAUCAGGUAUUACAAAUACAAGCCAUGCAUUUCUGGUGAUGUUGUAAUAAUUUUAAUGCUUCGUUUUCGUCGGGAUUUGUCACCGGCGAUAUUUUUAACCGCAAGUGAAAGAGAAAAUAAAGAAGUGUAAGAUGGACAAAGACAGCACGGCUCCACAAUACGAACCUGUUGCUGAGAUCGGCGAAGGUGCGUACGGGAAGGUGUACAAAGCACGCGACUUGAAGAACGGCCGCUUCGUAGCCCUCAAAAGAGUCCGGGUUCAGACAGAGGAAGAGGGGAUGCCUUUGUCAACCAUACGAGAGGUGGCAGUAUUGAGGCAAUUGGAAUCAUUUGAGCACCCCAACGUCGUCAGACUCUUUGAUGUAUGUACGGUGUCCAGAACUGACAGAGAGACAAAACUGACACUGGUCUUCGAACAUGUGGAUCAGGAUCUGACCACGUACUUGGAGAAGGCACCUGAACCUGGUGUACCACCAGAAACCAUCAAGGACAUGAUGUACCAGCUCCUGCAAGGCCUGGACUUUCUGCACUCCCACCGUGUGGUGCACCGUGACCUGAAGCCCCAGAACAUUCUGGUCACCAGUGGCGGCCAGAUCAAGCUGGCUGACUUUGGCCUGGCCAGGAUAUACAGCUUUCAGAUGGCCCUCACCUCAGUAGUUGUCACGUUGUGGUACCGGGCCCCAGAGGUCUUACUGCAGUCCAGCUAUGCCACACCGGUAGACCUGUGGAGCGUGGGCUGCAUAUUCGCCGAGAUGUUCAGCAGGAGACCACUUUUUCAGGGAAACUCUGAUGUAGACCAGCUGGGCAAGAUUUUUGAUGUUGUAGGAGUGCCCAGCGUGGAGGACUGGCCCAUGGACGUGGCCCUCCCUCAGAGUGCCUUCUCCCCUCGGCCCCCCAGGCCCAUCGCUGAGCUCGUCCUGGAGAUGGAUGAGCAGGCACAGGCCCUGCUGCUGCAAUUUCUCACAUUUAAUCCCUCCAAGAGGAUCUCGGCAUUCGCUGCUCUCUCCCACCCGUACUUCCAGAAUAUGGAGACUAGCAACAAGAGUUCCCAACAAAUCCCUAGCAACAAGUCAUCGCUGGAGAAGCAGGCAGCCUAGGGGACAAGUCUGCCACCACGGACUCGACUCAAGGAGAUUAGCUUUUAAUUGGGUGGUUUGAAAUAUUUUUUGCUGAAAAAGAGAGGGAACAAAGUCUUCCACAACAACGUAUGCUGCUCUUUUGAUUUCUUGAUAAUGGAAUCAAAAAUAGUUUGCCCACGAUAUGGAAUUGUUUUUUUUUUUUACUACAAUGCAAAGACAUCCUGUUCAGAAUCGGACCACCUGGGAAAAAUCUGGACUUCCAGAAGCUGCUUCUUCACAUGCUGUCUUCCAGAGGACACCCUUUCGAAGAACCCCCCCCCACCCCCCCAGACAGGGGGUCCUGGGUCUCACCACUCCAGCUGUUCUCUUCAGUUCAUGGCCGUACUUAUGUUUGCUCAUCUAUUUAGCUGAUCAUCAGCACCCCCACCAGUUCCCUCCCUCCCCAUCUGGCUUGUGCCCCCCCCCCACUUCCCGGAACAUCAACGUUCUGCAUAUCACAUCAUGGAAUGUGCUAAGUGACUGUGUCAUCUCUGCCCCCUAGUGGCGGCGAUAUAUACUGCUGAGUGCCUUUGGUUAUGUUUUGUCAUUCGUGAAUUAAAUUUUUAUAUGCUCUCAGUUUCUAAAGCAGCCUCAGCUGUUGAAGCUGAUGGAGAUGACUGUGUGUACAGUUAUAUAUAUACUUAUGUUGAAUUUUUUUUCUAGUUUGUGUCUGUGUGUGUGUUUUUAAGUUAAAUGCUCUCCCAUCUUUUACAAGUGUUAAUCAGCGUUGCAGUUAUUCCGAUAUACUGCUGCAAGGCUGCUGGAGACAAACUGAUACAAAGCAGGAUUAAAUAAUUGCGGUACAUUACCUGACGCGUGCAAAAAGAAAAAGAUGGGUCUGCUGAGUUAUGAAAAACAAGUUCUAAUAUGUCUCUGUAAUAUAUUUUUCUAGGUCUUUGAUAAAGGAUAAUGGAGUUGAUGUAAAAAUCCAGGAGUUGUUUCCAGGCCAUUGUGUUUACUGCCAUGUAAAUGUGUUCUGUGAAAACCAUUAAGUUUGUACAUAAUGGCAGCCAGUCAUUGUAGAAGACCAGUAAGUGUGGUGUGUAGUUUGUGAAAAAAGCUUCUUGAGGUGGGCCUUACGUGGUGACGAAAGGGUCAGUGUGGAUGAGGUGGCUGCAGACACAGCGUAGGUGGCGUGACCCAUGAAUUUUUCGGAGAUCGGAGGACGUAGUGUGGUAGCGGUAGGGUUAGGGUUAGGGUAGUGUAAGUGUUCAUUGUUGGAGGUAUGUCAUGUCACAGAAAGUGUUUGCAUGGAUGAAGCGGUCAUUUUUUCCCUUCUUUUAACUGGCCUUUUGUCCAUAUCCUGAAUUUUUAGACCCAGGACUGCACUAGAAAGCUUGGUUUAUCAGUCCCGAAGAACAUUUUUUUUGGGGAUGUAAGCAUGCGCGGGUACGCUGUGUAUCACAAUAGAAAAAAGAAAGACAAAUUAUAGGAUGCAACAGGUCAUUACAUAUCAAACAUAAUUUUGUAUACUAGACCUUACUGGUUUAAACUCCACAAAUAAAAAUAUAUGCAGGACACACUGUAAAUGUGAUACGAUUACACAUCAUAUGUAUACUUUCACAUCUAUUUUUAGAACAGAUCUCUUACUAAUUCCAUCACAUUAUAUGCAUGUUUAUGUCAUUGUGACACUAAUGUCUUAUUUGUUGCAUUAUUUCAUCUUUGGCCAGUAAAAAUAAGUCUGAAAUGACUAGGGGAAUAAUUUAGACCUGCAGAGUAAGUUAUAACUUUGUUACUGAAAAACUACAAUGAACAAAAUCCAAAGACUUUGAAGCUAUCUGUACAUGUUAAAUGUAAUUAAAUGUUUAACUUCUGAAAGUGAGUUUGCUGGUCUUCAGCUGAGCAGUUAGGAUUCAGACAACAGGGUUUCGUUGACUGGGGAGCCGGACCCGAUGACAUCUUCGUGUCCUUAAACUUAAUUCUGUAUGUUUAUACUCAGGAUUCAUUUAGGUAAAAGAACACAUUCUGACAGAUUGUUUCUUCACUUUCAUCACGUACACCCAUCACAGGGAUGUGUCCUCUUACCAUUCACUCUAAUGUCAUAUAAAUGCUUACCAGCAAUUUGCAGGUAAUUUAAAGGUACAGUACGCACAUAUAUCAGUUAAUACCUUUAUUUUUUUAAUUAACUAGGACAGGUUUAAUUUCCAACGUUUUUAAUUUAUAUAUAAGCUAAAAGUAAUUUUUCCAACAGUAUUCUAUCUACUUAGACAUGUAGUAACUACCCACUACACAGUCCUUCUGUCUUGGAUAAUGUAAAGAUUUGUCAUUAUAGAUGGAAAAUCUCCGUAUAAAGUGCAAGUGGUAUUCCAAACAGUCCGCAGUAAGUAAAGUGACUAAAGUGAUUAGCGUUCAUGUGUGUCUUUAUUUUUUAAUUAUGAGUUGAGGAUAUGUAAACCCUCUAUCUUAAAAACUUGGGCCAAUUUUCAUCGUCUUUUUUUUUUUUUUUUACUGCAACUCACUCAAAUGUCUGCCCCCAUAGCGGGAAAUUCAGGGAACCUAUCUGAAUGACUAUGAUUCAGCCUGUUGCUUGUUAUGUGUAAAUACAACUGUAAAAAAAUCAUUAGUUAAAUGCCUUCAGAAAAUGUGAAUAUGCUGUGGAAAAUUCAGUAUUGUGUUGAGUAUUAUGUCCCCAUUGGCUGUUUGCUACCACUUCUAUCUAUUUUUGUCAAAGAAAUUAUUGAGCAAAAUGAGUUCUUAUGCUAAAUGGGGUUCUCCAUAUCAGUUACAGAAUACUGAUGAUGGUGUAAAUAGUUAUUUUCAGCAAUGAUAGCAGCCUGUCGAGUGCAUUUCCAGUGCUACGGGGUUAUUGUCAUUGGUGCUAUGUUGUUGUGAGUUGCACCAGAUUUUGGGAUAUACAGAUGCUCCCAUCCAGAAUCCUGUGCCUUAAUACAGGCAAAUUCGCCCUGCACACUUCAGCACCUUCCACUCGUAACAUCUCAGUACCUCCCAGGGAAAACGAGUGUGUUCUUGUUUUUGAGACAUUUUUGAAAAUUAGAUCAACCCAUUCUAUACAGGCCUACCUUUACAGGGGUAGUCUAGGUUAAAUUAAGCUGGAGGGUUUCCAUGUUGCUGAGUGUUGCUGCAGUGCAUUGUGGGUGGUAUGCUCCCCCAAGACAGUAUCUCCUACUGUGCCAUGCCAACCUCAGUGAAAAUGUUGAUUUUGCCUUGUCGUUGUAUUAGUUAUUUAUUGACCCUAUCGAUUUUCGUAUUUAAGUUUUGCUAACAUUCAUUGUCUGGCAUCAUGUGCAAAUGACGAUAAGCCAUUGCACCUCCUUCGAACCUGAAGCGCCAGCAUGCCAGAGCUCGCCAUGGAAAUUGUUGCAUGGUGCAUUUCGCCUGAUUUCAAAAACAAUGUUUUAUGAGCUAAAAUACAUCUUUAGCACUCUGUUGCCCUACAAAAUAAGAAAUAUUCCUGUUUUAUUUAUUUUAAUAUAUAUUUGUUAAAUGUCCUUACCAAGCUAAAAAGCUCUGAUACCUCUGGUGGACUAUACUUGUAAUGUUCCUCUCUUCUGAUGGUUCUUAAUGAGACUGUAAUGAAACUGUUGAGGGGUCUUUUGUAAGGGGGACUACAGUAGAUAGCGAAUGUUUAGCGUUAUUGUAACCCUCUCUGGACAGUUUCCACUCUAACUUAAACAAGCCCACAAGGUGGCGUUCAAAUGUGGCUUUAAUAUUUCUAUUUUUUGGUUUGGUACACUCACAUGUUCCAGCUUACAUUCCUGAAUAACAGGCCUACCUGAGAAAUGGGGUCAGUAAAUGAGACUUUUUAGGAGUAUUUCUGUGCAGCCAUUUCGGCCCCCAUGCUCAGCUCCUCUUCACCUUGUUAUUCUCGUUGAUGUCGUUCCUACAAUCAUCAAACCCACCUUCAAUAUUUCAGGUGUCUUUAUCUGCAUUAAGUGUGGUUACUGAUAAAAAAAAAAGGAGACUAUUACCAGAAGUAUAACAAAUGCAUAUAAACUAUUAUGCUGUUGUGCAUGAAAUAUUCAGUUUGUUAGAGUGACAUUUUUGUGAAAUAUGCGCAUGCUCAUAACGAAUAAACAGUUCAUGGUGGUGAAAUCGGUGCGAUGAGCAUACAUUUUCAUUAUAUAUUAAGUAUAGCGAUCCUGCUCAUUUUCUGCGCUUCAAGUUCAGUCGGCAGUGCUGGAGAAUACAAAUAUUGUUAUUACUGUUAUUUAAAAAUGUAAGAACAAUAUUAAUCUUUAUAUUGGUUGACAUUGUAUUGAAUACAUUUCUAUGGAUUAAGGAUUCUAAAAGAUGAACAGUUGAACAAUUCAGAAAAGGUGUUUAACAAAUUUGGGGCUAUUGUUUUUGAUCUUUUUUCAUUUUUUUUUUUUUUUUUGCUAGUAAAAUACCAUUAAAAUAGAAAUGUUGGUGUAGGGUAUUUAAUGAACUUGAGAAAUUUUUACUGUAUUUAGCUAAAAUGUUACGUUUGCAAUGGGCUCACACGUGACAGACAAUAUAGUGGUUUGUGCCAAGUCAGAAACCAUUCAGGACAGAGAAAUGCUUUGAUUUUAUUGCAUUACCUAGAGUAACUAUGUACUGUAUUCUCGUGUAUGUGGAUCUAGUUAGAUCAGUAAAUUUAAGAAUCAGUAUUGUAAUGUAAACCAACCGGAGGCAAAUUUAAUGCAGUAGAUUACAUGCCAAUUUUAUGCCGAAACCUGUAAUAAGCUUUUUAUUUUUAUUUACAUGCAAUUCAGCCUUAUUUAUAAAAUUCACCCUGAAACGUUAGAGUUCAAUUGCUUUUUGGUGGUGUAUUAUUUUCUGAUUUGAACUGAUUGCUAAGAUCAUUCUUAAUUGGAAAGUAUGUUAAAUUGUACAGUAUGAUAACCAGUAUUGGUAAAAAAAAAAAAAAAAUAUGAACAUUUUCUUUAAGAGGUGGGGGCGUGUACUUUUAUUUUUGUAGGAUUUUAUAAACAGGUUUUGCUGCUAUUUGCUCUGGCCCAACCCAUGUAUAGAUCCAGCCAAUCUAAAUAAAAGGUGGUAAUUUUCUGCCAAUGACUAAAGCUGCUUGAAUGUAAGCUUGUUGUUUCAAACUGCUUUGACUGCUUGACAGUUUUAUUUUUCUAAAAUAAAUAUUUCUGUGUGUAAACUCAA